This is a messenger RNA of Hyaloscypha bicolor E, 403 nucleotides long. Its product is annotated as stress responsive A/B barrel domain protein. The record is from RefSeq and is a predicted model, not a curated record. NCBI's taxonomy places the organism in Eukaryota, Fungi, Ascomycota, Leotiomycetes, Helotiales, Hyaloscyphaceae. Bases 56 to 403 code for a protein of 115 amino acids. The transcript has 2 exons.
UUGUUUUGCGCAGAAGAACUACACCUUUCCAACACUUCAAAGCAACGCCGGAAAAAUGACUACCCCAAUCACGCGAGUAACAAUGGUCAAGAUCCCUGAAGACAAAAUAGACAUCGCGCUCCAAGGAUUCGAGGUAUUCGUUAAGAACCAGCAAAAGGACGGCAAACCAUAUAUCCUGUCCAUGCAAGCUGGGCGCACAAGUGCACAUGUAAAGAUUGAUCAGGGGUAUACGUUGGUUGGGAAAACGGUGUUUAAGAGUAUGGAGGAUGUCGAGUAUUAUAUUGAUGGAUGUGAGGCGCACCAGGCGUUUAAGGUGUACUUGAAGGAGAAUGCGACGCCGGAGGGGUUGAUGAGUAUUUGUUUUACGCCGGAGGUUAGUUGGGAGAUGGAGAAAGCUUCAUGA